Epinephelus fuscoguttatus (brown-marbled grouper) is the source of this 4399-nucleotide messenger RNA. Its product is annotated as rap1 GTPase-activating protein 2-like. Gene Ontology annotation, molecular function: GTPase activator activity. The transcript is spliced from 25 exons. Gene Ontology annotation, cellular component: cytoplasm; plasma membrane. Gene Ontology annotation, biological process: regulation of small GTPase mediated signal transduction; activation of GTPase activity. The coding region runs from base 422 to 2305 and encodes 627 amino acids. The record is from RefSeq and is a predicted model, not a curated record. Lineage: Eukaryota; Metazoa; Chordata; Actinopteri; Perciformes; Serranidae.
CCCUCCGACAGAUAACACCUCUGACUUGACGCAGCUGUGACGGACACUUUUAAUCAGACCAAACAAUAAAUGAUCCAGAAACUAAUCAGUCAUUGGAGCCUUAUAGUCAAGUUUCCAUCCAAAUGUUGCACAGAGUCUUAAAAGUUAGACUCUUAAUGAUAUAAAACAGACCAAAGCUGGAACUAGAGAGUUUUUUGCUGACAUGUCAGAAGCUGAGAAGUCUGCUACACCACAAAGAUGGUGACCGUUGAGAGUGAGAGGUGUCCGUCAUUUCACUCUUAACUUUUGGACCUUUUGACUGCGACAGAUUGAUAAGUCUACAGUCAGCGCUCUGAGAGCUCGUAAACAGGAGCUCCUGACCAUCUCUAAUGUUGCUGUCGGAGACUGCCCCCCCUCUCCUCCCCGCACCGCACCCCCCACCAUGAAGUCGGCUCAUUUCUUUGACAUGAUGGACAAGAUGGAGGAUGACUACAUUCCUUAUCCGAGGAUCGAGGAGGUGUUGGAGAGGGGCGAGCCGUACCCUCAGGUCAUCCUGCCGGAGUUCGGAGGUUACUGGAUCGAGGAUCCUGAGGCUCCUCCGCCUCCUGCACCUCCUCCCGCCUCCCUGGAGAUCAAAGGGGAGGAGGAGGAGGAGGAGGGUGAGGAGGGGGCAGGAACAGAGAAGGAAGAUAGACCCCCAGGGGAUUAUGGGUACAGACUGGAGGAGAUCAGUGAGGCUGCCCGGGCGUACAGAAAGCACUUUCUAGGCAGGGAACAUUUGAACUUCUCCUGCUCAUCAAGCAGUGUUGGAAAUCUGCUGCUGUCUGUGAGACAUGAGGAGGAGAAGGAGCAGGAGUCCCUUCAUGUGAUCAUCAGGUCUCGGGUGAAAAGCGUCUACCACAGAUUGUCCCUGACAGAGCUGCCCGACAUCCCAAGUGUACCAGAGCUCGCCAAGCUGCUGUGUGACGAUGCUGCAGGCCUGCGCUUUAGCCCUGUCCUCUACCCCAAGGCAUCUCAGCUGAUUGUGAACUACGAUGAACAUGAGGUGAACAACACCUUCAAGUUUGGAGUCAUUUACCAGAGGUUUGGACAGGUGUCUGAGGAGGAGCUGUUCAGGAACAACGAGGAGACGCCGGCCUUCACCGAGUUCCUGCAGCUGCUGGGAGACACGGUGGAGCUGCAGGACUUCAAAGGGUUUCGGGGAGGUCUGGACGUGUCUCACGGUCAGACGGGCUCUCAGUCCGUCUACACCGUCCACCGACAGCAAGAGAUCAUGUUCCACGUCUCCACCAAACUGCCCUUCACUGAGGGAGACACACAGCAGCUCCAGAGGAAACGCCACAUAGGAAAUGACAUCGUGGCGGUGGUGUUCCAGGAAGAGGCCACACCUUUUGUCCCCGACAUGAUCGCCUCCAACUUCCUGCAUGCCUUUAUCCUGGUGCAGGUGGAGGAGCCCUGCUCUGACACCACCUUGUACAAGGUGUCAGUCACAGCACGAGAAGACGUCCCUCCGUUUGGCCCGCCCCUCCCGAACCCAGCUGUUUUUAAGAAGGGUCCAGAGUUCAGAGAGUUCCUUCUCACCAAACUCAUAAACGCAGAGCUGGCGUGCUACAAGAGUGACCGUUUCGCCCGGCUGGAGGAGCGUACCCGGGCCGCCCUGCUGGACACCCUCCAUGACGAGCUGCACAGACGCUCCCAGAGCAUGCUGGGAUUGACGUCAGGUCUAGAGGAGGACGGGCGAGCUGAGAACGGACACGCCCACGGUGGUCUGCUGGAGUCCAUCAAGAGGGCGAUGCGAGGGAGGAGCGUCUCCAUGGAGACCAUGUCACGGGGCGGGGCAGGUCUGCCCACCAGUCUGAGUGGGGGGGGUCUGGCUCACAUCAGCAUUGAGUGUAACGUGAAAUCUCCUGUGAAGAGACGUUCAGGACUUUUUCCUCGUCUGCUGAGCGUCGACAGCCAAACAGAGAAACACAACCUGAGGAGCCUCCUCAGCGAGCAGAGGAGCUUCGACAGCUGCCACCCGACACUGGAGGUGAGGUCAGAGCUGCCGUCCAAUCCCAGCUCUCCAGAGGCGGGACAGCGGGACAGGCCUCACAUAAAGAAGGAGAGCAGUAAGAUCUCCAGAUCGACAUCCAGCACCUGCAGCUUCAGCGUCCCUGCUGACGACACACACCUGCUCGCCCAGGCUGCGCUGGUUGAAGGUCAAAGUUCAGCUCCGCUCAUCAUCUGUCGCAGCCCCACAGAGGUGAAAAAUAAAAACUCUCCCAGAUCCAACCUCAAGUUUCGCUUUGACAAGUUGAGUCACUCGGCUGCACAGGGGAACUAAACUGAGAGCAGAGGGAGAUUAACAAUGAGGAGGUUCAGUCAAACGUCCAAGGAGGAGGAGGAGGAGGAGGAGGAGAACAUUAAUGUGAAGACACUGAUGGACAGUCACACACACUGAGGAUAAAAAGGGAAAUCACUUCAACAUAUUCGUCCUUCGCUGCUGCAGCUGCAUCUUUUCUGCUCAGAGGGAAUCAAACCUGCAGGACUGUGCAUGUCAACACACACACACACACACACACACACACACACACAUUACUUUCCGUAAUUUAAAUCCUCACACCAUGAAAACGCGUUAAAUUUUCUUCUGCUGUGUCUCUGGAGGAGAUAAAUGACACAGAUGAUGUCAUAGUGAUGUCAUCAGGGUCACAUCAGACUGCGUGGGCUGCAUUUUGGUGUCGCACUGAUGCAGUUUGUCGAUUUGUGAGUUUGAUCUUUAACGGUGCCAGAAUUGUGGUGCAACUUUAGAAACAGUCUUUAUAUGAGUUCAUAUUUAACAUGUGCAGGUCCCACACAGCAGUAAGUUUCAUCAUGACAGGGACGUCCCUGUCUUUAAACCGAACACGCCCUCCUGUGACGUAUGAUAAUGAUCUCAACCCAAAUCUAAGAGUGUCCCAGGUGAACCAGGUGAGCCGGGCCAUCAAACACUAAAUGUACUGAGCAGAGUGACUCACAAAAACAGAGUCCUAAAUGACUGACAGAGAGCCUGCGCUCCAAACUGGAGGUGUUUGAAAGAUCCAUGUGCAUUAUGGGACAUGUAGGAUCUGGUGUUUCAUAGUGGAAGCUUAUGGUGCUUCUCAGAGUUGAGGAUGCAUUCUUGGUAGGACGGGUCCGACAGAGGAAAGGCAGGACUUCUUCCUGUCAUUCUGAGAAGAAGUGUGCAUCAUUGGAAAGUCCUGCCUUUAAAUCAAAGCAACAAUUUCAGAAUCCGUGAAAGAACUGCAAUCCUUACAAAUGAAGGUGGUGACAGCAAGACAGUUACGAACUCAACCAACCCAGUCGCCAGAAUAAAUGUUGGCAUCGUACAUUUCUGCAAACCACGGAAAAAUGUGUAUGUUAUACAUUAUAUAUUAUAUAUGUUAUAUAUGUAAUAACCACUUUUCACGUCACUAUGCCGACCGGAAAUGCAGGGACAGGUCGCUAAACACAACAAUUUGUGUUGUUUGUUGGUGUUGAACGGUGGUCUGCAGGUUGGCAGGUGUCUCUCUGAGGUGUCACACCAUCCACCAUCAACACCUUAUGUUGGUGUCUUUUAGUGACCUAUCACUGCCGAUAGGUCCCCAAAAACUUUUUCUUACCAUAACCACAAGGUUUUUGUACCUAAGCGUAACCACACAUUAACCACAGCACUGCUAAAAAGUAAAGUUUCACUGUAUUCAUAUCAUAACGUACAAAAGUGACGUAUCUGUGGUUUGCAGAAACGUACAAUGCCAACAUUUGUUCUGGCGACUGGGUCGACGUCUGUUAAAGUCUGAUGAAGUGUUUUUUUUUUUUCAGGGACGCUGAGCUGAAGGCUGAUGUUCACAGGAAAAUACUAAAUAAUAUUUCUCUCAUUUAUCGCCUAAUAUUUAAUUACCUAAUAUUGUUUUUGUUAUUUUUAGUUUUAAUAGACCCUAUUAGGGCCGAUGUCACGAUGACAUCAUGUUAUCAGCUGGAGGUGCAGCUGCCUCUCCCCCACAGGGCUGUAGGCUCCAUAGGAGUGUUAAAAUGUGUUUGUCUUGUUGUGUUAUUGGGAGCCAGAAUAGAAGGAGUCAUGGCUCAAAACCAGCCGCCACUGCCCGUCAACAAAAACAAAGACAACUAUGGUUAAAUGUGAUAAGACCAAAGGACUGGACGGAGGCCAUCAUCAAAAAUGCUCACAUGUGCAGCGCACACUUCAUAUCAGGUUAGGGAAAAAGUAUUUCCUGUUGUAGGGAUGAAUAAGGUUAUGUGUAUUAAGGGUUAUCAUGUCCACCUCAUCAGAAACUGGGGAGGGAUUAAGAGGAAGAUUGGAUUUCUCUGCAACGCUAACUUUUUAGCACAUUAGCUAACGUUAGCUUCCAUAGCAAAACAAACAAGUGUGGUCCUCCUUUGUAAGAUUGGCUUCCUGUGACAUCAU